This is a messenger RNA of Peronospora matthiolae, 912 nucleotides long. The record is from the annotation of a GenBank genome assembly. Lineage: Eukaryota; Oomycota; Peronosporomycetes; Peronosporales; Peronosporaceae.
AUGCGGACUGCCUCAGUAUCGGCGCCGACGCUGCUGCUGCUACUGCUGAGCCAUUGGCCCUCGGCCACGUGCGCGUCCGACACGCACUGCGUCAAGUGGCGUGCGACCUCGAACUGCGACCCUCACGGCCAGCGCGAGCCGCAGCACGACGCCGCGUGUUCCAAGCGCAUUCCAUCGGAUGUCUCGGGCUUCUGCGAGUGCGAGGACCGCCGCCACGUGCGUGAAGUGGAGUGCAACCACUACGAGUUCACGUGUGAAGAAGCGUGUGCAGCGGACUCAUCGGCUGAUCUCAGCUACCCCCAAGGUUUUGAGCAUGUGACAUGUGGUAGUUCCAUUAAAGUGGUACACGAACCAAGUCGCUACCGUCUACACUCGCACGACAUCGCGUACGGUAGCGGCAGUGGCCAGCAGUCAGUCACGACGCACAUGGCACGGAACGAUGUCAAUAGCUACUGGAUCGUGAAGGAAGGAGACGGAGCGGCUGUGUGUGAAGCAGGGAAGCCCAUUGAGUGUGGGGCUAUAAUUCGGCUGGAACAUUUGCAGACACGACGCAACUUGCACUCGCAUACGUUCAAGGCGCCGCUAUCAUCACAGCAUCUUGAAGUCAGUGCUUAUGGAGUGGCCGGGGAAGGUGACGGGCUUGACUCGUGGGUUGUCGAGUGUCAAGAGAAUCAGCAGUGCUCGGCCGAAGCCCAGUGUGAUGACGAUGACGGUCUAUGGAAACGUGGGGCGCUCGUGCGUCUUCGCCAUCAGUCGACGAGCCACUUGCUGCGUACGAGCGUCACCGCGCGCUUUGAUGAUAGCAAUUGUCCGCAUUGCCCCAUUAAUGGCCAGCAAGAAGUUAGUGCGAGCUCCAUGCGUGACGACGAAACGUUGUGGUUUGCCGGAGAGGGUAUUUACGUGACGGAAUGA